This is a messenger RNA of Mus pahari (shrew mouse), 6722 nucleotides long. It is a transcript of the gene Tmem72, whose product is annotated as transmembrane protein 72. Lineage: Eukaryota; Metazoa; Chordata; Mammalia; Rodentia; Muridae. The record is from RefSeq and is a predicted model, not a curated record. Bases 220 to 759 code for a protein of 179 amino acids. The transcript has 4 exons.
GAAGCUCCAGGUGUUCUGGACGGGACUGGAGUAUACCUGCCGGCUCUUGGGCAUCGCCACGGCUGCAGGUUUACAGGAGUCACCAUCUCUGUGUGUGAAGGAACCUACUUUGUGGCUCAACUCUUGGCCAUCUGCUUCAAGUGCCAGCCGGGGUCUCUGGCACACAGAGCGAAGGAGAAGGCCCACUGGCUGGGCUGCUUCCAGAAGUUCCUCGCCUACAUGCUGCUGUCAGUGGCCUGCUUCCUCCACCCUGUCCUGGUCUGGCAUGUGACCAUUCCAGGCUCCAUGCUAAUCAUCACUGGCCUGGCCUACUUCCUGCUGAGCAAGCGAAAGAAAAAAAAGGCUGCUCCAGAGGUGGCGCCUCCCACGGAGCAGUACACAGACCCUUCCAGCAGCGUCAUGAGCACCACAGGCUCUGGGAACACUGAGCAAACCUAUACUUUCCAUGAGGCCUUCAAGGAGGGGCCUGGCUCCUUCUUCAUCCACAUGAAGAGCAUCCUGAAGGGGACCAAGAAGCCACGUGUCCUGCAGACCCAAGAUACCCUAAUGGAACUGGCUCUGGAGCCAGCUGACUCCUUGGCCAAGAAAAAGCAGGUACACUUUGAAGACAAUGUGGUCAGAAUCAUCCCAUCCCUCACUGAAGGUCUGGGUGAUAGUGACAGUGGACCAGAAGAAACCAGCUCUGACACAACCCCCAUCAUCCCUCCCUCCCAGACCCCACUCUUUCUGCCUUCUCUCAUGGCCACUGACCUGUUCUGAGCAUCUCAGCUAGAGGUCUGCAGAUGGAUGGACCUGCCAGAGGACUCCUAAUAGCCACAGUCCCUCAGGGGACUCAGGGUCUCCAUUGGUUAGCUGCUCGAAUCCUGAUGGUGGCUGGGCAUUCAGAACAAUGAGAUGGUGUACAAAGCCAGAUCUGUGGUGCCCUCCAGCAAGGCACAAAUGAAGCUUUGCCAUGUGAAAUCCACGUAGUCUCCUUCUUGGCAAGAGGUGGGAAAAGAGACCAUGGCUUUGUUCUCUCUCCACAAGGCUGCUGACCCAACUUUCUAAGCCCUAAAGGAACAGAAGACAUGAGUUCACCCUAGCACCCAACAAAGGGUUCAGCCUUCAGCAAGAACUCUAUGGUAUAUUUUGCUUGUGAUACAACCUACUGGUGCCAAAGGCCCAGGGCUAUAUUGGCAACGCAAGCAAGAUUGCUCAGGGUAGAUAUGAGAAAGGAAGAUUCGGAUCUCAAGUGAGAACAGCCUGGCAGUGGGCUACAUUCUCAGCAUACUCUGGGACUGGACUGGGCAGCAGGCAUUUCAGAAUCACCAAGGAAAACAAUACCACUCUGUGCUCACUGCCAGGAAAGCUGACCAAAAGAACAUCUCUCAUUCCAGACGGAUAACUCAGGGCUUCCUGCCCUCCCCUCGCUUACCCCCCAUCCAAUGGUAUGGGCAGUGUUCAGCACCCAAUUAGGUGGUAUAGGUGGUCCAAUCUAAAGGGGUCUGAGAGCCUGUGGCCAUCUGCAGCAGAAAUGGCUAGGACAUAGCAUGGAGUAGUCAUCGUAGUUCAGGCCCCGAGGGGACUGCCCCAGAGAGCCACACAGCACAGGGAAGUACCUCUGCCAUGCUUAGAAAUGUGGGAGGAGAACCUCUGCUAAGUAGAUGGUCACACAAAAUAGACAGGAGGGGAGGACGCAGAGGGAAGGGUGCAGGGGAGAGGGUAGUGAGCAGACAGGCAUGGCUGCAUCCUGGGACCACAGAGGUGGCAGGGAAUUUAAAAAGAUUAGCAAAAUACCUUUUACUUCUAAGUAGUAUGUUUGGACCACAGGAUUACUGCCAGAAAAAAUAAUAAUAAAGACAUGUUAUUCCUCAUAGCUGACCCCCAGUAUGUGAGCAACAGGAAGUAAGAGUCCUAUAGUUUGAAGGGGACCCACUUCAGGGCUCUCUGGUGGGUAAGCCUCAAAGCCUGUGCUUCAUAGUCUAGAUAAGGAAGCUGUUCAUGAGCAAUGAUCAGCACCUAUAAGGUCUUUUGUUUGUUUGUUUGUUUGUUUGUUUGUUUUUGUCUUGCUUUGUUUUGUUUCAGAAAUGUGUAGAAAUGAGACAACCUAGAAGUUGGUAUUAGCCUGGUGCUUAGCACGGCCAGCAUCCCAGAUGGACAGAACACUUUCUGCAAUAGAGGAUGCGUUUGCUAAGACUGUGAGGAGUGGAGGCAGAAAGCAAGCCAGGGGGCCUGGAGGAGGUCUCGUCCCUCAGGUCAAAGGAUGGAUGGUCACAGGGGCUUUUCCAAUGAAGGAUGUUAGAUAGUGCAGUCAGGGGAAAAUAAAAUAUAUGGAAUAUGGGGCGUGGGUGUGUGUCCUUAUUACUACGGGGAGUUCACAGUGAGGAAGAACAAGAAAACACUACCAUGUACCAUGAAUUUGUGUGAGGCGAGGCCAGUGCAGACCCAGGAGUUGGUUCUUAACUCCAGAUCGCAAGACUGGACCUCCAAGAGCAGAGCUUCCAGCCUGACUGAGGCCAGAAGGAACAAAGCCCUUAACCAAGAGGAGCCAGGUCCUCUCCCUGUGUCUCUGUAUUAGUUACUUUCUGUUGCUGAGAUGAAAUACCAUGACCAAAAGCAUUUAAGGAAGAAACAGUGGAUGUGUCUUGCAGUUCUUACAGAGAGCUAGAGUCCAUGAUAACAGAGAAGACCUGGCAUGCAGCAAGAGCUAGAGGCCAGUUGGUCACAUUUCAUCCACAUACAGAACAUGAGGCCGAGUGGGGAGGGCAAAUAUGACAUGAGGCUAUGAACCCUCAAAGCCCACCCCCGGGGAUGCACUUCCUCCAGCAAGGCUGUACCUCCUAAAGCAUCCAUAACUUUCCCAAACAGUGCCACCAACUAGAUGGGUGACAUUUCUCAUUCAAGCCACUGCAGUCUCUCAUCAGCUUAUAUAGUGUUAGAAAUCUUUGGUUCUUGGUUGGUUGAUUGUUUUCUUAAACAUCCUUAUUAAGAUGUACUUUGCUGUCAUAAAAUUGACCAACUUAAACCAUACAGUUAAGUGAGUCUUAGCCUAUUUCUAUCUGAGUUUGUUAUACUCCUUGAUAGCUCAAGUUCAUAAUAUACUCAUCACCACCCCUCCCCCAGAAAAAAUGAAAUCCAGCCCUGUAAUCACAAGACUCCCCCCCCCUCGCCUCCCAGUUUCUGUUCUGUGAAACCACUAAUCUGCUUUGUAUCCUUGUAACUUUUACUGUUCUGAGCACGUCACAAUUUUAAUCACAUAAUUUGAGCCUCCACACACCCUGACCCAACUGCUCCCGAAUGGGCAAGGCUGCACUGAGCAGCAUCUGCAUCUCCAGAGAUAGGCUGAUCCCACAGGAGUCUCCACGGUGCUCUGCGUCUAGUUCUCUAUUAAGUGAGGAUUCAGCGAUGUGUUUAUUGCUACCAGCACCAUGAAGUUCUGAACACACUUUUAUUUAUUUAUUUACAAUGUUUUAAAUGUCUUUACAAUGUUUCUGAGAACUCAGUGUGAAUUCUUCACAUUCUGUUCUGAAAGAGGUAUAUCCCCAGGGCAGAUCUCUGAGCUUUCCAGAGGUCUCUCCCACAGCCCCCCACUCCCCCAUCCCGACACCCCAUCCUCAGGCAGAUCUCUGAGCUUCCCAUUCUUUCUUUCUGGCCAAGCCCUCAACAGCAAAGGUUCCUGGGGGAUACUUUUCCUGGAUGGGUGAGCAUAGGAGAGAGAGGGUCUUGAUAGCCUUGGUUCGUCCUUCCCAGUCUGAGACACUAAAUGAGGCAAGCACUGUUAGAGGCAGAUCCUUAUAUUAAAACAUGUUCUGUACCAAAAGAAUCUUUUUCUCUAUUUUUAACUAUAUCUCAACUUCUACUGGCUUUAUGAUAGAAAUUGAGUAUGCCCAGAAGUUUCUUCGUUCUUAUCAUCUAAACAGGUGCUACCCUGGGGGUGGAGAGGCUGCAGCUCAACGCAGUCUCCCUAACAACUGCCUCCCUCAGUGGCUUCCAGUCAGGUAAAGCCAGAGUACUGACUCCAUAGGAAUAAAGAAUUUCAGGGCAACUGAGAGUAAAACCGAGUUAUAGAGUUGAUUGGAUAAAGAUGAGGAUAGUACCCCAUUCAUGUAUAUGUGGGUGCUGGCAGAGAGGGGGGUAGGGGAGGGAAUGGGGAGAAGGACACUACAUAACUGAUACACAGUGGUGAUGGUGUGGGCUUCUCCAAAGGAGAUCCCCACUCCCCUACUUGAGUGUCUUCACAAUGGCUGUGUGUAGGACCCAAUGCUCUCUGAGACCCACGGCUCGGAGGGUAUCAUUUAGGGUAUCAUUUACAGCAAUGUUUAGUGAUUAAGCAAAGCUUAACAAUUAAGCAGUCCAUAUGUUAAAGAAUGUUCUUCUGUACAUGAAAUGAUAAGGUGAGGGUAUGGGGUAUAUCAUUUGGGUUUAGGGAUAAGAUAAGUGUACUGAAAAGGUUUAAUUCAGGGUUACAAAUGCCCUGGCUCUAUGUACACAUGGUUUAUUUAUUGUUUUACAACAUUUUUACCCAAGAUGUCUUCAGGAAAACCAGGAUUUCUGUAAGCUCUUUCAGUUUAUCAGUUGUAUUGGAGUUUCUUUAAACACCAACUAGGUCUCCGAGUGAGGGCUACGUUUCCCUUCCAACGUUCCCAUAGUCUUCCCCUGUCUUUCUACCCUACAUGACCUUGAACUAAACAUGUCCUAAAGAUAGGUCUACUAUUUUUCCUUCUUAAAUCAUGACCUUAAAGUGAGCAUGCUCAGGAAAGAGUCCACCACUAUGUAAAUGGAUAUACGUUUCCGGGAUGCGGUCCUGUGCUCUCUGUUUGAGGGCGUUCGUUUUGAAUUACUCUUGUGUUCUCGUUGUCUACUGCAGGUAGUAAAUCUUUCUCCAGUCUUUGUGAUUUGGCUGUGUUUGUUCUGGUUUUUGUAUUCAAAAAAGAUAUGAACUACUUGUAUUGGGUUAUGGAGGAGUCAGGGUCGGGGCUCCAUCCUACUAGGCCUCCUGGAACAGAACUUCAGAAACACAGAGGCAAGAGACAUGAGGGACACAGCAUCUUGCUCUCUCAAAAUGGGACCACAGCUUAGAGGGGAAGCUAAGGAUAUAGCUCAGUUGAUAGACACUUGCCUAGUAGGCAUGAUGUACUGAGUCCAAUGCCCUGCCUCAUAAAGUCAAGACAUUGCUUCCUGGGUACAAUACAGCACUAGGGAGGUAGGAGCAGGAGGCCAGAAGCUCAGAGUCAUCCCAAUCUUCAUAUAAUAAUUCCCAGUCUAGCUGGGGAUGGGAAACAUGAGACCUUGUCUCAGAAAAGAAGGGGAGAAGGUAAUAGAAGACCCUCGGAUGGUCAAAAGGUCAGGGUUCGACUGUCAUUGGUCUUUGUGACUAUUUCUCCAUUUGUUGUGCACCCCUACCUUUCUCAGAGAUUUAAGUGAUUGAUAUUGCACAUUUUUUCCCAAGAUGAAAGCACAUUGUAUUAAACAGUAAUCUUUUUACUUUUGGGGUUUUUUUUGUUUUUUUUGUUUUUUGUUUUUGUUUUUUGCUGUUCUUGCUACUGCUGGGAAGAAGGUUCUCUGAGCCAUUCUGAGUCCAAGAAAGCUGCUCCAUUCGCUCGCUCCCUUGCUCACUCCCUGGUUCACUCACUCGCUCCCUCCCUGGCUCCCUGGCUCCCUCCCUCACUCGCCCAUCCCUUUCCAAGAUUAUGAGAGCAUGGCACAGGCUGAUGAGGCGUUCCCAUCACAUACACAAGCCCCAGCCUUGAGCCCUGUGUCUGUUCUUCACUAGUGAUGUAGCCCCAGCUUAUGGAUCUCCUAUCAGCCUCCACUCCCCUGGUUACAAAGAGGGGUUAUUUAUAGCCUCUCCCUGAGAUUGGCUGAGGCUUAGGUGUAAUGACGUAAGCUACAUCUUCACUGAAUCCCUCUACCCUCCAUUGCCACAUUCCUGGCGUGUGGGUGCCUACAGCCACUCUGAGACAAUGCUCUCCCCUCUUGGUCACCUCUCCAGCCCACAGCUGUCUCUCUAGGCUGCAAGGCUUUUCUAUUAAGUUCCAUUUAGUUCUUUUAUCCCAGCCAAAGGUAUGUUUGUUUGAGAGAGUAGCUACUUUUCCUGGGCUCUAUCCCACACUACUCCUUGCUGAAAUCUCAAAAGAAGAAAAAGCUUCAUCCCAUGCCUGCAUAUGCUUGAGUCUCAAGCUGUCUGUGUAGACAGAUUCACCUAUCACCUGGCCCUCAAAGCUCUGGGGACAGCUGCUGCCCUGCCUGUUGGACUAUAGGGUAUUCUACAGGCUAGAAAUGGAAGAAAGGGUGAAAUCUCAGGGGUAAAGGACUGCCCAUGAUAGCUGGAAUGAGGUUUCUCCUGGGACUUACCUAAGUGACCAAACAUCUUGUCAUUAUAGGAAAAGAGGGAAGAACUAAACCAUGACUUUUGCCCAUGGAAAUAAGAAGUAGAAUUUCAGUGAAGUGGAAUUCUAGCUAAAUUAUAGUCUGGGUUCCAAGGUUUGAUAAGAGAGAAACAUCUGCAGAGGGAUUAGAUUGCCCAAAGGCGAAAAGCACAGGUCUGCUAAAAUUUGAGGCCUUAGGUUGUUCCUCACAUGAGACCAUCCCUAAGGACCCUGCCGCUCUGAUCUGGACACAUCCAGCUGUGAGUACUAAUAAGGAACCUGUGACCGGGCAGCAGAGCAAGCCUGGUGGGCAUCCAGAGUCUAGAAUAAACUGACUUUUCUUUAAUAGCAAGACUUUCUGAGACUUUGUGGAAU